UUGCGUGUAAUUUUCAAGGAGGAGUUUUGCUUGGCAAAGGAAGUGAUGGAGCCCGUGUUUACCUUGCCCUGGGAAAUAAUGGUUAUGGAAAAGCAGUAAAGCGAAUACACAAAGAUAGCGACAAAGACUGUGGAAAUCGAGAAAAAGAAAUGUUGAAUGAGUUUAAUGCAAAGCGAUCAAAUUAUGUUGUGAAUAUUUGGUAUUUAGAAGAGAACCCUGACGAAGAGUAUUUGUACAUGAUAUUAGAUUUGUGUGAAGAAUCGUUAGAGAAUUAUGUGGAAUCCUAUUCUUUGCAAGAUCUUCAAAAAGUCGUUCCUAAAAUUCUUAUUCAUAUCUUAAAAGGUCUAGCUCACCUUCACAGCAAUGAGCGUCCUAUUCUUCAUCGGGAUUUAAGACCAUCAAACGUUCUUCGAGAUGUACAAGGAAACUUUUUAAUUACUGACUUCGGUAUUAGUUAUAUUUUAUGCGAUGGAGCUGUGACACAUCAAAGCAUGCAGAGAGGAGCUAGAUAUUGGAUAGCUCCAGAGUCAUAUGACGCAUCAGUGCAUCAAUUAAUAAAGUUCUUUACAAAAAAGAGUCUGACAUUAUGAUUGCCGGAAUGGUGGCUUAUUAUGUUGCAACAGAGGGAAAACAUCCUUUUGGACAAAAACGGCAUACACUGGACAACAUUUUGAAAGGAAACCCAGUUGGCUUGGACGAAAUCAAGGAUGCCUCGUUCAAAGACCUUUUAUCGUGGAUGCUACAGUUAAAACCUGAAGACAGACCAUCCGCCAAUGAGGCGUUAAUACACCCUUAUCUACAAUCAGACGAAGAGAAAUUUAACAUGCUGUGUGAUAUGGGGAACCAACUGGAGGUGAAACAUUCACAUGGUCGAAAUUCUCCUAAUUUAGACGUUCAUACGCAGUUGUAUGGUUCCACAGAAUGGAUGAAGCGUAUCGAUGAUGAAGUCGUCAAAGAUUUGAUCAACUUUGAAGUAAACGACAGUUUAAGAACUCUAAAGUACGAGUUUACAUGGGCAGGAUGCUUAAGAUUUCUACGAAACGUUGACCAACAUUGGCAAAAUGACCCUAUUCCGCAUCUAUCACAAUAUAUGAAGCAAGGCAAUUAUAAAGAGUAUUUCCUGCAAGUUUUUCCGGAGCUUCCUCUUCUUGUGCACAAAAUCAUAAGGUCGACUGACUGGAAAUCCACUCCAGAUCUGGAAGAACACUUUGCUAAUGAUAAUAACAGUAAAGACAUGAUUGGUGUUUCGCCUUCCACAUCAAAACCUGAUGCAGAUGAUAAUUUGGUUGAACAUUUUUGGAUGAACACAAGCUUUUCAGAAGGUAACCUUAAAAACAUUAGGUUCUUUAAUUCUCCGAACUCUUUUCACCUCGACAGAUGCUUUCAUCUUUCAAGUUUAAAUCUCAACGUUUCCGCAUUUAAAGGGAACUGUACUGCAUAUUUACAUAAGAUCGUUACACUAGAAUAUUUGCAUAAGUUCGUUAAAAGUAUGCAAAGCCGAUGUGGGCAGCAAAAAAUUAAAAUGCAUGCCAAAAAAUGUUCUUUAUGAAAAUGCUCUUUCUGACUUAGAUAUUGGUUUGAGUCGUUUAAAAAAUAAGCGUUGUUUUCAAAAUGUCAGCGUUUUGACAGAUUGCUAUUUUUAACUACUUCCGUUAUAAUGGUGCAAGAAAAUAAAUUUUAAAAGGUUUACUCAUUCAUAAACUGUCACCAUUUUACGACGGUGAGAUACUCAACUGUGAAUCGAAUGCAAAACAUAAAUAUAAACUUUGUGCUAGGGAUUAAUGAUGGUUAUCUUAAUGCAGAAAAGAGUGUGGAAGAAGGAUACCUUUGUGAAUGUUUGUUUAUAUAUCCGUGUUUAUAAAUCUGCGACAUUCUUAAUAAAUCAAAGCGUUCUCAACUUUCACUGUGUUGCAACUAAAAUAAUUUUUUGCUAUUGCGCUUGCACACGACGAUAAUAAAAUUGCUGUUUUCCAAAUUGAUUGUACAAACUAUAUGCUUGUCUACAAUAACCUUAAAAGUAUAAUGAUAGCUAUGUAUAAAAAUACUUUCAUUUGUUUCCACAUAUUACAUCAUUACUCAUGUGACGACCAAUAUCUUGACCAAUGGAUAUUUUCCUUGUAAUCAAUACAGAAACAAACAUGUUAUUAUUGAAGAGAAAAAUCAAUCAAAAAUACUUUUUAUAAUGGAAAAUUGUAAUUUGUGGUUCUGUAAUUUUUAUAUUUUCUUAUAUUUA
Xenia sp. Carnegie-2017 is the source of this 2233-nucleotide messenger RNA. Its product is annotated as serine/threonine-protein kinase/endoribonuclease IRE2-like. The record is from RefSeq and is a predicted model, not a curated record. The coding region runs from base 587 to 1549 and encodes 320 amino acids. Lineage: Eukaryota; Metazoa; Cnidaria; Anthozoa; Malacalcyonacea; Xeniidae. The transcript is spliced from 4 exons. Gene Ontology annotation, molecular function: ATP binding; RNA endonuclease activity; protein serine/threonine kinase activity. Gene Ontology annotation, cellular component: IRE1-TRAF2-ASK1 complex. Gene Ontology annotation, biological process: intrinsic apoptotic signaling pathway in response to endoplasmic reticulum stress; protein phosphorylation; IRE1-mediated unfolded protein response.